GUCUCACUCACCACCAAAUGAGCGCCCUUCCCGUCGAUGCACUGGCCAUGUCUUACUGGCUUGAAGUCACAGUCACAUCUGACUGAGAUAUUAUUAGACACUUUUUUCAUGCAGGCGGAGAGUCACGGAGAUUCUGACGAAGAACAAGAAGAAAGAUAUCCACCUCAGGCCACCCCUUCGGCCUGUUGUCCAAGCCCCCCAUGAAUAAACAUCUCGUCUGAUCACUCUUUUUCAGAUCUCCCCUCCAUCUUUCUGAAGAUUUCCCUUUCUAUUCUUUCAUGUGUGACAUUGUUCUUUAGUUUUGUCUUCAAUCCAUCAUGAAUUUUCCUAGAGAUACCCCUUCUUUUGAGGACAAAAUGCACUCCUCCGAACGGUCCACUUCUACAGACCGGGAGAGGCUCCUGGUAGAUGAGGAAGCCACCCACUGGUCGCAGAACAACAGUUCCUCAAAGGCGUUUCUCGGAGGACGGUGGCGGGUCUUGUUUAUCGUUGCAAUUGCAAUUCUGUCGUGUUUGAUCGGGGUCUUCCUCGGCCACAACCAACGGGACUUGGACAAGUCGUGCACGCGACGGACCACCCAAUACUCACCUGUCAUCGGACAAGUGGGACUCAAGUACCACCAACAACCCUUCAACGGCUCGCUCUUGAAGCAGAACAUCUUCCGUCAAGAUGCGAGCCCUGAAGUAGACGCUGCCUGGGAGUCCCUCGGUGCCAAUUUCCGAGCUGUCAGGGUCCCCGUCGAGGAUGCCCAGAAAUCCGGCUUGGCCGCGCAUCAGGUCAAGAUCCGGGAGAAGUACGGUGGCGGUUAUCCGGCGAAUGUGGAGGGAUUUCACCAUCUGCACUGCUUGAACCUCCUCCGCCAAUCUCUGUACUACAACUACGACUACUACCACAACCUGGGCACGGGUGCCUUCACCAACGACGAUUACAUUGUCCGCCACCACGUCUCGCACUGCCUUGACGUUCUUCGCCAGCAGCUCAUGUGCAGCCUCGACGUCGGGGUCCUCGGCCAAGUCUGGGUGCACCCGGAGCACCCGGAGCCUUUUGUGGAUUUCAACACGCAACACAAGUGCCGCAACUUCGACGAGAUCCGGGAAUGGGCGGCGAAGAAUCAGCUGCCGGAGACGGUGCCAUCGGAUUUCCUGGAGCCGCCCAAGUUGACCGAUCGGGUGUAUGCGGAGAUUCCGUGAGGCCAUGUUGUAGAUUGUGUAUAUAAUAUAAAUGUAGCAUGAUAAACAGCGACAUUGUUAUUUCAAUAGUUGUGGUUUGCAAGAAGGGAGAGAGUAUGACGAGGGUCAUUCGAGCCCUCAGUUAGGGCUUAUUGGUGAAGAGUAGUACAGAUCAGACAUCAGGUCCAUCAUCUCAUCUGGAACGACCUCCCUUCCGAACCUUUAA
Messenger RNA from Aspergillus saccharolyticus JOP 1030-1, 1395 nucleotides. RefSeq names its product oxidase ustYa family protein. The transcript is spliced from 5 exons. Gene Ontology annotation, biological process: mycotoxin biosynthetic process. The coding region runs from base 357 to 1190 and encodes 277 amino acids. NCBI's taxonomy places the organism in Eukaryota, Fungi, Ascomycota, Eurotiomycetes, Eurotiales, Aspergillaceae. The record is from RefSeq and is a predicted model, not a curated record.